CUUCUUAUAAGCCACCAUUCACUGCACCAGUUAACUUGAAUGCUUGCAGAAUAGGGAAGGAAUUACUCACAUCAAUAUGCAUUUCGCCUAUUUCGUCUUCCUCUACUUCCAACUGAGCAACAUUCGAACUGCAGAGACGCAAACGGAACAGACAGAGCCGUUGGAUUUAUCAUUGCAAAAAUUGAGUAGAGAACAAGCGCCGGAUUUGUGUUUAUUAGCCGAAGUAGCUGCUAAAAUAUAUACACAUGAAUUUAAAGGUCAAGUUUUAAUAGUCAAAGAAGUGGAUGCUGAAGGAAAAAGAAAAAACACAGAAGAAAUCCCAGGGAAGGAAUCGAAAAGGAAGAAACUGCAGUGUGGUCCAUGUCAAAAUGAAGUAGUAAGUAUGGAUGAUAUGGAAACUAAUACCAGUGAGAAGCUUCGUAUUUGUCCGACAUGCAACAAAACCUUCCCUUAUCUAUCAACUAUGAAAAUUCAUAUGAGAUCUCAUACCGGUGAGAAGCCGUACAAUUGUCUCACAUGCAACAAAAGCUUCCCCCGUUUAUCAACUUUGAACGACCAUAUGAGAAUUCAUAGCGGUGAGAAGCCGUACGUUUGUAGGAUAUGCAACAGCAGUUUCACUCAAUCAUCGCAUAGGAUAAACCAUAUGAGAACUCACACUGGUGAGAAGCCGUACGUUUGCUGUAUAUGCAACAGCAGUUUCACUCAAUCAUCGCAAAGGAUAAACCAUAUGAGAACUCAUACUGGUGAGAAGCCGUACGUUUGUCUGAUAUGCAACAGGAGUUUCUCUCAAUCAUCAAAUAGGGAGAGACAUAUGAAGAUUCAUACAAGUAAGCCUUACAAUUAUCCGUAA
Loa loa (African eye worm) is the source of this 850-nucleotide messenger RNA. Its product is annotated as zinc finger protein. Bases 77 to 850 code for a protein of 257 amino acids. Gene Ontology annotation, cellular component: nucleus. Gene Ontology annotation, molecular function: DNA-binding transcription factor activity, RNA polymerase II-specific; RNA polymerase II cis-regulatory region sequence-specific DNA binding. Gene Ontology annotation, biological process: central nervous system development; regulation of transcription by RNA polymerase II. The record is from RefSeq and is a predicted model, not a curated record. NCBI's taxonomy places the organism in Eukaryota, Metazoa, Nematoda, Chromadorea, Rhabditida, Onchocercidae. The transcript has 2 exons.